GAGACUGAGAGAAGGGGGAAAGAGGCGUGGUCAGAGUCCCACCGCCACCCAGGACCAGCUCCUCUUGUCCCUGGAUCUUCUGAUUGGCCCCAGAAGGUGACAGUACCGACGACAAUGCUAUCGAGCAGGUGGUGGCCAAGUACCUGGGGAAACCUAGGGCUGGGGACCCGGAGCCCUUCUCGGGGAUCCCAGCUCUGUGCCCUGUAUGCCUUCACUUACACUGGGGCAGAUGGCCGGCAGGUGUCUCUGGCUGAAGGGGACAGGUUCCUACUGCUUCAAAAGACCAACUCAGACUGGUGGUUGGUAAGGCGCCUGGGAACACCCUCCACCUCUCACCCCAUCUUCAUCCCAGCUGCCUACAUGACAGAGGAAUUCAGCCCUUCCCAGAGCCCAACAACCAUCACCCCCAGCCAAUCCCUCUGGACUCUUGGGCCAAAGUUAUUUCCUGGCUCCCUGGAGGAGAUGCACCUGUGUCAGGAAGCCCCAGGCAGAGCCCAGGCUACAUCUGAGCAGCCUCCUCCUCUUCCCCCUAAAAUGUGUAGAAGUCUCAGUGUUAGCAACUUGAGGCCAAGCCUCCUGAAGCCCUUCCAGAAAGGACCAAGUAGAAGAUUCCUUUCCCAGGAAGACUUGCUGGCAGACGCCGAUGCGAACAUGGCGAGACCCCAGACCUUCAUGUCAGAGCCCCCCGUGUACUGCAACCUGGUGGACCUUCGCCGCUGUCCCCGGUCCCCACCCACAAGCCCUGCAUGUCCCCCGCUGCAGAGGCUGGACGCCUGGGAGCAGCACUUGGACCCCAACUCUGGACGCUGCUUCUACGUAAAUUCGCUGACUGGCUGCAAAUCCUGGAAGCCUCCUCGCCACACUCGCACCCGAGAGAUGAACCCUGGCUCCAUGGAGGGACCACAGACCAUGAAUAAGGACAACGGUGUCCUGCAACCUCAGGCAAAGGACUCAGAAUCUGGCACAGGGACGCCAGGACUUUUCGACUCCCAGGGUUCACCCUCCCUCUGCAGACUCGCCUCCCAGCUCGACCCCUCAGACCAGCCUUCAGCUCUGCAGUCCCCUCGGCCCCUGCCGCAGGUCCUGGACGACCCCCAUGAGGUGGAAAGGUCGGGCAUGCUCAACAUGACGAAGAUCGCCCAGGGUGGCCGCAAGCUCCGGAAGAACUGGGCCCCAUCUUGGGUAGUACUAGCGGGUAACAGCCUGGUGUUCUACCGAGAGCCACCGCUGACCGCCCCCUGCACCGUCUGGGGACCAGCGGGUAGCCGACCCGAAAGCAGUGUGGACCUGCGCGGGGCCGCCCUGGCCCAUGGCCGCCAGCUGUCCAGCCGCCGCAACGUCCUACACAUCCGCACGGUCCCUGGCCACGAGUUCCUGCUGCAGUCAGACCACGAGGCCGAGCUACGUGCCUGGCACUGCGCACUGCGGGCGGUCAUCGAGCGCCUGGAUCGAGAGAACCCCCUGGAGCUGCGUCUGUCCUGUUCGGGACCUGCGGAGCUGGGGGAACUGAGCGCGGGGGAGGACGAAGAAGUGGAGUCCGAGCCGGUGUCCAAGCCACUGCUGCGGAUCAGCGGCCGUCGGAGCUCCAGUCGGUGUCCGGAGGGAGCUGAGCAGAACCGGGUACGAAACAAACUAAAGCGGCUUAUCGCAAAGAGACCGCCCUUGCAAACCCUGCAGGAGCGGGGUCUGCUCCGAGACCAGGUGUUCGGCUGCCAGUUGGAAUCACUGUGCCAGCGGGAAGGGGACACUGUGCCCAGCUUUGUGCGGCUCUGCGUUGCUGCUGUGGAUAAAAGAGGUCUAAAUGUGGAUGGCAUUUACCGGGUGAGCGGGAACUUGGCAGUGGUCCAGAAACUUCGCUUCUUGGUGGACAGAGAGCGGGCGAUCACCUCCGAUGGGAGAUACGUGUUCCCAGAACAGCCAGGACAAGAAGGCCGAUUAGAUUUGGACAGUGCUGAGUGGGAUGACAUUCAUGUGAUCACUGGAGCCCUGAAGCUUUUUCUCAGGGAGCUACCCCAGCCUCUGGUGCCCCCACUGCUGCUGCCCCAUUUUCGUGCUGCCCUUGCACUCUCUGAAUCAGAACAGCGCCUCUCUCAAAUACAAGAAUUAAUAAGCUCAAUGCCGAAGCCCAACCAUGACACUCUACAGUACCUCCUGGAGCAUUUAUGCAGGGUGAUAGCACACUCAGACAAGAACCGCAUGACCUCCCACAACCUGGGAAUUGUGUUUGGACCAACCCUAUUUCGACCGGAGCAGGAGACAUCUGACCCAGCGGCCCAUGCCCUCUACCCUGGGCAGCUCGUCCAGCUGAUGCUCACUGACUACACCAGCUUCUUCCACUGA
This is a messenger RNA of Lipotes vexillifer (Yangtze River dolphin), 2340 nucleotides long. RefSeq names its product Rho GTPase activating protein 9 (gene ARHGAP9). The record is from RefSeq and is a predicted model, not a curated record. The transcript has 19 exons. The coding region runs from base 115 to 2340 and encodes 741 amino acids. Gene Ontology annotation, cellular component: cytoplasm. NCBI's taxonomy places the organism in Eukaryota, Metazoa, Chordata, Mammalia, Artiodactyla, Lipotidae. Gene Ontology annotation, molecular function: protein binding. Gene Ontology annotation, biological process: signal transduction; regulation of GTPase activity.